Messenger RNA from Rotaria sp. Silwood2, 816 nucleotides. The record is from the annotation of a GenBank genome assembly. NCBI's taxonomy places the organism in Eukaryota, Metazoa, Rotifera, Eurotatoria, Philodinida, Philodinidae.
AUGUGGCGUUUUCUGGUUUUAUUUAUCUGUUGUAUUCAAUCUCCUUAUUCUUUGAAUACUGUUCAAAUUCUUGGUCUUUUUCCUGAAUAUCACUAUAAAACUUCUGGAUAUCUGAAUGCAAAUGAAUAUUCCGACUGGACAACUCAAUCCAUGAAAAUGUUUGAUACAGCUAUUAUUCUUGCCGAACGCUACAAGGUCUAUGUGAAUGGUCAGCCUAUCAAAGGCACUAUUCUUCCGACAAAUACAAUUAGUAAUGGAUUUGCUGAACUUGAGCUUGUCUGCCAAUCAAUUUCUAAUAUAAAUGAACACGAUGUUUUAGGUGUCGUCGGACCAACAAGUUCCACAAGUACGCGCUAUCUUGGUCCAUUUGCGGCGCGUAUUGGUUUACCACUUGUUUCUUACACCGCAACUAAUGCUGAUCUUGAUGACAAAUUAAAUUAUCCAACAUUCUAUCGUACUAUUCCUUCGGAUAUUCUUGCAGCUGAAGCAAUUGUGAAAUUGUUCAAAUAUUUUUCAUGGACAACUUGUUCAAUAAUUAUUGGAAAUGAUGAUUAUGGUUAUGGUGGAUUGAAACUCUUAUCAGAAGUUCAUUAUGCAAAUUUGACAAUUCAAGAGCGAUUAGUAUUUGAUCCACGAGUUGAUAAAUUUCAAGCUAAUUUAAAGCAAACCUUAGAAAAAAGUCGAUCUCGUAUUGUACUAAUCUGGGCUAAUCAUAGUUCAUCUACAAGAAUUAUUCAACAUGCUCUUCAUGCACGCCUUCUCGGUGAAAACUAUGUAUGGAUAACCACAAAUAAGGUAAAUGAAAAGAUAUUUUAA